This is a messenger RNA of Camarhynchus parvulus, 700 nucleotides long. Its product is annotated as homeobox protein otx5-like. Gene Ontology annotation, molecular function: RNA polymerase II cis-regulatory region sequence-specific DNA binding; DNA-binding transcription factor activity, RNA polymerase II-specific. Gene Ontology annotation, cellular component: nucleus. The record is from RefSeq and is a predicted model, not a curated record. Gene Ontology annotation, biological process: regulation of transcription by RNA polymerase II. Lineage: Eukaryota; Metazoa; Chordata; Aves; Passeriformes; Thraupidae.
UGUCCCAGGUGUCCCCGCCAUGAUGUCGUACCUGAAGCAGCCGCACUUCGGGGGCGUCCCCGGGCUGGGCCUGGAGCUGCUGCCCCCCCCCGUGGGGUACCCGGGCGCCCCCCGGAAGCAGCGCCGGGAGCGCACGACGUUCACGCGGGCGCAGCUGGACGUGCUGGAGGCGCUGUUCGCCAAAACGCGCUACCCCGACAUCUUCAUGCGCGAGGAGGUGGCGCUCAAAAUCAACUUACCUGAGAGCCGCGUGCAGGUGUGGUUCAAGAACCGCCGCGCCAAAUGCCGCCAGCAGCAGCAGCAGCAAGCCCAAGGGGGCGGGCCCCCCAAACCUCGCCCGCCCCCCAAAAAGAAACCCUCCCCCCCCCACGACCCCGCUCCCCCUGCCCCGUUCGCCCCCCAGAGCCCGCCCCCCCCGAACCCCCCCCCCGUGUGCAUCUGGAGCCCCGCCGCUCUGUCCCCGCCCCCCCUCCCUUUGGGACCCCCCCCCCCGAAUUUGGCCGCGUCCCCCGCGGGUUUUGGGGGGGGCGCGACCCCCGCGCUGGGAUUCGGGGGGGCGGCGACCCCCGGGUUGGGAUUUGGGGCGGGGGGCGAGUGCCUGGAGCUGAAGGAGGCGGGCGGGGCCUGGAAGGUGAAUUUGGGGCUGGGGGAGUGCCUGGAGCUGAAGGAGCAGAGCGGGUGGAAGUUCCAGGUGUUGUAA